AUGAUUCCCAGAGAUGCAUAUCCAUCUUCAGUUUACUCAUUCCUUAAUCUCAGAAACUUCCAAUUUGCAAUCAAAUAUUGGCUAGGUUAUGCACUAGAAGCCAAACAAUAUGAUACAACCUCUCUGACCAACCCAGAUACCAAUGAACAAAUUUAUCGUGAUGCAUUGACACAUAUUCAAAAUAUCAUGCAACACCAAAACAACAACAACAACAAAACCGAUCCCAUUCUGAAACUUAUAUUUCAGCGAACUCUUGAUUUUCUUCAAUUAAGAAAGAAGAUUUCUGGGCAUGUUCUACAAAAUCGACAGGGACUGAAUUCACCUUGCAAAACAUGCAACAAUCUACCAGUGGAAGAACAGUGCAUUCAAACCAUUUAUGUUGAUUCUUCCAAAGUGGUUGAUCCAUCGGUGAUCGGGUGUGGUGUUUCUCUAGCACCUCCUGAGAUUCAACUUGAACCAUUAAAGAACCCACAUGCAAAACCUGGUUCACAACCUAAACCAAUCCUGAAGCCUGAGGAUCCAUGUUUGAAACUUGUCAGAAUUGAGCCUAACCUCCAGAUAAUUGAAAGAUGUGGGCUUCAAGUUUUUCUGAUGUGUGAUAAGACAAGUGAAGAAACGCUUGAUUUUUGGGUAUACAAUGCUUUUGACAAAGACACUCUUUGCCAAUUAGUGGACCAUCAUUCCAAGCUUAGCAAUGUGAAAAAAAUCAACCGGGGAAAGAAAUUUGAAUCAUAUAGUAUGGGUAAAAUGAUGGGCCAUGGUUCAAGAGCUGCAAUGGGUGGUGCAUCUGGAGACAGUUACACUUUUUAUGCAGGCAUGGAGGCAAUCACCCAGGAAGAUAUAAAUGCACUCUUCAACUCAGCAGAGGAUUCUAUGGUCAUGUCUGAGAUUGCACGGCUUUUUCAUCAUCCUCUUUACCAGGAGUUAAAGGAAGCCUCAGCUGCUGGAGAUCGACUUGGCACCUCUGGUGCAACACUCUACAGCUGCAAUAACUACACAAGUCCACUGCACUGUGAUGAUGAUGCAACACGCGGUCUCUGUGCACAAUAUCAACUUCAAGCAAUCUCAAAGUUCUUUGAAUAUUCAUUUAUUUUCGCGGACUAUGGAUUAUACUUUGUGUCACGAACAGGUUCCUUGUGGUCCUUUGACGGCUCAAAAGCACAUGGAACACUUCUCCCUUCAACAUCGGAACUUACUGAAGAGGAUAGAACCAUAUAUCCGCAAAUUGCAGGACAGCCACCUAUCAGAAUAUCAAAUGGUAAUCACGUAACAAGAAACAAAAAAAAUCAAAAUGCAGCUAUCAAAUACCAAGCAGUCCGGAUCCAUCGCGAUCAAAUCCAACAAUACUAUGCACGAAGGCUUUGA
This is a messenger RNA of Laccaria bicolor S238N-H82, 1365 nucleotides long. RefSeq lists its product as uncharacterized. Lineage: Eukaryota; Fungi; Basidiomycota; Agaricomycetes; Agaricales; Hydnangiaceae. The transcript has 7 exons. Bases 1 to 1365 code for a protein of 454 amino acids. The record is from RefSeq and is a predicted model, not a curated record.